This is a messenger RNA of Camelina sativa (false flax), 4193 nucleotides long. RefSeq names its product WEB family protein At4g27595, chloroplastic-like. The record is from RefSeq and is a predicted model, not a curated record. Lineage: Eukaryota; Viridiplantae; Streptophyta; Magnoliopsida; Brassicales; Brassicaceae. Gene Ontology annotation, biological process: reciprocal meiotic recombination.
UCUGAAAACACAACACUUUUUGUUUUAUUUUCUUGCAUUUUUAAAAGAAUAAAAGAAUGAUUGUGCUAGAAAAAGAAAGUUGAAGACUUUGUGGAGAAGCAAUCCAACUCAACUCCUCUUAGGCUCUCAGUGAAGAACAAAAACGACACCAGAAUCGAUCUGUUUAGUCUCUCUCUCUCCCACAGCAGCAAUGCCUGAGUUUUAGCCUCUUUUUUUUUUUUUUUUUUUUUUAAAUUUAAUUUCUUCUUCUUCUGGGGGGUUUCUUUUGAAGACCUCUUCUGCGGCAACAAUGGCGUCCAGAACCAAAACUGGUUUAAUGGAGACUCCUCGUAGUAAACCGUCACCGCCAACACCAAGAGUUAGUAAACCAACAGGGACUAAAUCAUCAGAUGGCAAUUCACCAUCUCCGGUUCACAGCAAUCGUCUUUCACUAGACCGUUCACCGCAAUCUGUUAACUCCAGGCCUGUUUCUGAUCGUAGGACUGCAAGGGUUCCUACUCCACCUGAGAAAUCGCAAUCACGGUUAGGGAAGGGAACUGAGCUACUGGCUCAACUGAAUCAAAUUCAGGAGGAUUUGAGGAAAGCUAAUGAGCAAAUAGAAAGGCUCGAGAAAGACAAAGCUAAAGCUCUUGAUGAUCUUAAAGCAUCAGAGAAACAGACUAAAGAAGCCAAUGAGAAACUCAGAGAGGCAUUAGCAGCUCAGCGGAGUGCUGAGGAGAGUUCCGAGAUUGAGAAAUUCCGAGCGGUUGAACUAGAACAGGCGGGAAUUGAAGCGGUUCACAAAAAGAAAAUCUCUUGGAAGAAAGAAGUUGAGUCUAUAAGAAGCCAGCAUGCUUUGGACAUCUCAGCUCUUCUCUCUACUACAGAAGAGCUCCAUAGGAUGAGACAAGAACUGGCUAUGACUGCAGAUGCUAAGAAUAAGGCUCUCAGUCAUGCUGAGGAAGCCACGAAGAUUGCUGAAAAUCAGGCUGAGAAGGCUGAGGCUCUUUCUUCCGAACUAAGCCGCUUAAAAGCAUUGGUUGGUUCAGAUGAACAAAAGAAAGCUACUGAAAGCGACGAGGUUGUGUGUAAACUGAAAUCUGAGAUUGAGAUGUUGAGAGGGAAACUUGAGAAAAUUAGCAUCCUGGAGAAUACGCUGAAGGAUCAAGAAGAGUCCAUGGAACAGCUCCAGGUCGAUCUUGAAGCUGCUAAAAUGGUUGAAUCCUAUGCUAAUAACUUAGCAGCAGAGUGGAAGAACAAGGUUGAUAAACUUGAAAAACAAGUUGAAGAAUCAAAUAAGUUUAAGACAUCUGCUUCAGAAUCUUUAGAUUCAGCUAUGAAGCAGCUGGAGGUAAACAGUCAUGCGCUUCAUGAGGCAGAGUUGAGUAAUGCAGCGUUAAAAGAAAAGGUUGAGUCACUGGUGGCGACGUUUGGAAGGCAGGAAAAAGAUCUUGAGGAAUCUCAAGGCCAUGUUUGCAGUUUAAACCAAGAAACUUCUAAGCUUGGAAAGCUUGUUGAGUCAAUAAAAUAUGACCUUACAACCACCCAAGAGGAAAAGUUUAGGGCUUUGGAGAAUGAAAAGACUGCAACAUCACAUAUUCAGAACCUAUUAAACGAAAAGACAGAAGUUGCGACAGAGUUUGAAAACUGUAAGAAGGAACAAGAGAAAAGAAUGAAAGAUAUGGAAAGCUUAACUUUGGACUUGCAACAAGUAUCUUUGGAAGCAAGGGAAGCAAAGGAGAAGCUCUUAACAUGUCAAGCGGAGCUCGAACAUUGUGGAUUCCAGAUUGAAGGUUUGAAUUUGGCUGAAAAAAAUACAAAUGAGAAGUAUGAAAAAAUGCUUGAAGAUGCAAGAAACGAACUUGAUAGCCUGAAAAGUAGUUUGGAAAACACUCAGAAUGAGUUUUUCAAUUCUAAGACUGAGUGGGAACAAAGAGAACUUCAUUUGAUGGUUUGUGUGAAGAAAUCAGAAGAGGAAAAUCACUCUGUGCAGGAAGAACUUAGCGAGGUGAGGAACUUGCUUAAUCUUAAGGAAAUUGAGGCAUGUGCAGCGAAAGACGAAGAAGCCAAAGUGAAACUUAGUCUUAAAGAACUUGAGGAGGAGGUUAAGGAGCUGCAGGAAAGAGUUGGAGAAGCUAAAGCUGAAAGCCUGAAAGUUACAGAAAGCUUGUUGGAGAAAGAAGAGGAGCUAAAGAACGCUGCUGCAGAAAGCAGAAAACUCAGAGAAAUAGAGGUUUCUUCUCUUGAAAAAAUUGAUGAGCUGACAAAGGUGAAUGAAAGCUUGAUUGAUAAAGAAACAAAACUGCAGAGCGUUAUUCAAAGAGCGGAAGAGCUCAGAGUUAGGGAGAUUGAUUAUCUCAAAAAGAUUGAAGAGUUGUCAGCGGCGAAUGAGAGCUUGGUUGAAAAAGAAACCAAACUGUUGAGCAUUGUUCAAGAAGCUGAGGAGCUUAGAAGAAGGGAGCUUGCUUGUCUGAAGAAAAUUGAAGAGUUGUCAGCAGUGAACGAGAGAUUGGUUGAGAAAGAAACCAAAUUGCAGAGCAGUAUUCACGAAAUUGAGGUGCUCAAAGAAAAGGAGGCUGAAUAUAUCAAGCAGAUCGAGGAAUUUUCAUUGUCGAAUGAAAAAUUAGUAGAGAAAGAGGCCAAACUGCAGACCAUUGUUGAGGAAUAUGAAGGGCUAAGAGAGAAGGAGUCUUCUUAUCAUAGGCAGAUUGAGGAGUUAUCAAAGGUAAAUGAAGUCUUUGCUGAUACAGAAACCAAACUCCAGAGUUCUACUAAAGAAAACGAAGAGCUAAGAGAAAGGGAAGUUGCCUAUCUUACGAAAAUUGAAGAGUUAGCGAUGCUGCAAGAAAAUCUUCUUGAUAAAGAUAAUGAGCUGCAUGAUAUGGUCCUUGAGAUUGAAGACCUUAAAGCCAAGAACUGUCUAGCUGAAAAGAAGAUUGAAGAGCUAUCAAAUCUAAAUAAUAGCUUGCUCGUGAAAGAGAGAGAGAUACAAGUUGUUGUUUGUGAAAAUGAGGAGCUCAAAUCUAAAGAAGCCUCAUCACGCAAGACAAAAGAGCAGUUGUCCGAUCUUAAACAAAAUUUGGUUGAUAAAGAAAACGAGCUGAAGACUGCAGUUGUUGAGAAUGAGAAGCUCAAGGCCCAAGCUGCCUCAUCACUUGAGAAGAUUGGAGAGUUGACACAUCUUAAACAGAGUUUACUUGAUAAAGAGAACGAGUGGCAGAGUGUUUUUCAAGAAAACGAGGAGCUUAAGGCCAAGGAGGCAUCAUCUUUAAAGAAGAUUGAUGAGUUAUUACAUCUCGAGCAGAGCUGGCUUGAUAAAAGAAACGAAUCUCAGAGAAUUAGUCAAGAAAAUCAAGAGCUUAAGGUGCAGGAAGCUUCAGCGUCAAAGAAGAUAGAGGAGUUGUCAAAGAUGAAAGAGACUCUACUUGAGAAAGAAACUGAGUUGCAAACCGUAAUUCAGACUAACGAUGAUUUGAAAGCUACGGAGGCUUGUGCGCUUAAGAAGAUAGAAGAGUUAUCAAAGUUACUAGAAAAAGCUUCUUCCACACAAGAGAAACCAGAUGAGAACGGCAAGCUCAGAGGAAUCGAAAAAGAUUAUGACUUACUCCCUAAAGCAGAGGAAAAUGGUCUCAGGUGCAUACAAGAGGUUACUAAUACCAUUCCUUCUGAUCACAGAACCGGAGAAGAAAAAGUACAAGAAAUUCCAAUGGAAGCCAUUGAUAGACAUUUGAAAGAUGACACAGCAAUCCAUUGGUUAGCUCACAAAGUUGAAGCAAUAGGAGAAGGAGACAAAGAUAAAGAAUCCAUAGAAGGAGAAGGCUAUCAUUUAGAAAAGAGAGAAGCUUCUUCAGAAAGAGAGACAGAGCAUGACUUUGCUGAAGAGGAACUAGAAUCGAAAGCAGAAGGCAGGGAGCAGUUAAUUAAUGGCUUGUAUUCAGGAGAACACACGGAAGAUGGUGGAAGUUUGCUCUCAAAGGACCAACAGCAGAAAAAGAAGAAACCUUUGCUCCGAAAGUUUGGAAAUUUACUGAAAAAGAAGAGUAGUAGCAGCAGCAGCAGCCAGAAAUAGAGGAAUAAAAUGUGAGGAUUAUACUACAAUCUCUAUCGCAACUGAACAUUCCUUGGUUGAUUUGGCUCAAAUCUUUAAUAGUAUAGCUCCAGUUACAUGUAUGGUGAUUGAUCUUUGUUUUCCCUUCUUCAAGAUCUCAUCGUCC